This is a messenger RNA of Chrysochloris asiatica (Cape golden mole), 480 nucleotides long. It is a transcript of the gene DBNDD1, whose product is annotated as dysbindin (dystrobrevin binding protein 1) domain containing 1. The transcript is spliced from 4 exons. Gene Ontology annotation, cellular component: cytoplasm. The coding region runs from base 1 to 480 and encodes 159 amino acids. The record is from RefSeq and is a predicted model, not a curated record. Gene Ontology annotation, biological process: negative regulation of protein kinase activity. Lineage: Eukaryota; Metazoa; Chordata; Mammalia; Afrosoricida; Chrysochloridae.
AUGGAGCCACCGAAGGGCGCCGACCCGCGAGAGCUCAUUAAAGAGGUUGAGGUGCCCCAGGCUGCCCUGGGUGUCCCAGCCCAUGGCCCGGGGGGUGGCUGCCACACACCUGUGACAGAAGAGGAGGUAGGCAUCCCCAUACCUGUGCCAGGACUUCUGCAGGUCACAGAGCGGAGACAGCCCCUGAGCAGCGUCUCCUCCCUGGAGGUGCAUUUCGACCUCCUGGACCUCACAGAGCUGACGGACAUGUCAGACCAGGAGCUGGCCGAGGUCUUCGCUGACUCAGACGACGAGAACCUUGCUAACGACUCCCCAGCAGGCCUGCACCCACUGCCGCGGGCUGGCUGUCUCCGAUCCCCAUCCUGGACCCGGGCAAGGGCUGAACAGAACCGUGAGAAGCUGCCCCUCAGCGACCCGGAGCGGCCCUCUGCCACCACCACAGAUACUUUCCUCAGCGUGGACAGGCCCCAGGAGGACUAG